Messenger RNA from Miscanthus lutarioriparius, 1719 nucleotides. The record is from the annotation of a GenBank genome assembly. Lineage: Eukaryota; Viridiplantae; Streptophyta; Magnoliopsida; Poales; Poaceae.
AUGGCCGUGGCCGCCUUUGCCGCCGUCUCCUCCCACGAGCUUCCCGACAAGUUGUCCCACCACAGGCUUUCUGAUGCGAGCACGAGCGCCGACGCGCUAGGGUCGCUUCCGUCGACCAGGGCAGAUGGUCUAGCAGCAGCGGCGCCUUCGGCCUCUGCCCUUUCUGGCACGCAGCUGCUGCCACGCGACCUCCACAGCUUGCGUCUUUUGGAGGCGCCCUUCGCGUCUCUGCCGGUCAUGCAGACGGUUUAUCAGUAUGCAAACUUUUAUCAGUAUGCAAACUUUCCCAAGACCUCGGGACAGGCUGAUGCGAUGCCUGCGAUUCCUUCCUCGCCGUCCGAUGUGCUGUACCGCUGGCACCUGCCAGACCCCAGGGUCUGUGCCGACUUCCCUGACAAGUCUCAGACGGUCGUGGUCCUUCUUGGGUGGCUGGGCUCAAGGCAGAAGCAUCUCAAGAGAUAUGCCGAUUGGUACACCUCCAGGGGCUUCCAUGUCGUCACCUUCACCCUCCCGAUGUCUGACAUUGUCAGUUAUAACCUUGGAGGGAAGGCUGAGAAGAAUGUUGAGAUGCUAUCUGAACAUCUUGCUGACUGGGUCAGGGAGGAGAGUGGGAAGAAGAUUAUUUUCCACACCUUCAGUAAUACUGGUUGGCUUUGCUAUGGCGUAAUUCUAGAGAACUUGCAUCAGCAGGAUCCUUCAGCAGUGGACAAAAUUAAAGCUUGUGUAGUAGACUCAGCACCUGUUGCUGCACCUGAUCCUCAGGUUUGGGCUUUGGGCUUCUCGGCUGCCCUCAUGAAAAAACGUAGUGUCACCACAAAGGGACUAGGAUCAGACGAUUCAAGGUCUGAUGUCCUAGUUGUGGAGUCUAACAAGGAGCCCAAGCUGGGAGCAACAGAGGCGGUUCUACUGUCAGCGCUGGAGAGUUUCUUUGAUGUUGUUUUGAACUAUCCAAAGAUCAACAGGAGGUUAUCUGACGUGAUGGAGCUUUUGUCUUCGAAGCAACCAAAGUGCCCCCAAUUGUACAUAUACAGCUCCGCCGACAGGGUGAUCCCAGCGAAAUCAGUGGAGGCAUUCAUCGAGGGUCAGCGGAAAGCCGGGCACGAGGUGAGGGCUUGCGACUUUGUGUCAUCGCCCCAUGUGGACCAUUACCGGAGCAAUCCUGGGCUGUAUACUUCUCAGCUGGGCAACUUCUUAGAGGAAUGUGUGCUUGCCAAGCGCUGGCGGGACCCAGCCCAGCCGCCUCCCCCUUCGUCUCCUCCUCUGACCCUUUCCUUCCCUUGGUUGAUGCCGCCACCGCGCGCCGCCGGCGGGUCAAUUCCUCCUGAUCCUGCCGCCGCCAGGCCAGAGGCAGCAGAGUCGGAGGGCAAGCUGCCGCAAGCUGCAGCAGACGCGAUGUGGCUCCAAACCCUCUCCGAGCCCGAGCUCGAUGUGUUGGUGAGCCUGAGGGAGCUGGCCGUCACGCGGGCCACCAACGCCGGCCAUCCUGCCCUCGCCGACACCGUCUUCCAUCUCCGCGCGCUGCGGGCUCUCGGGAUUGUUUUGGUGGAAGAGUUGAAAGAGCGGCUCAGGCAAAGCUCAGCUAAUGCAAACGUGCUGGACAGGCUUGCGUUGCUAAAUGAUCCUGAGGCUGAGGCAGUCAGGCCCAGCCAAGAUCACCAGAUGCCAGUGCCAAAUGGUAUCCACAAGAAACGAAAGCAAAGGCAGGUGCAGGAUGGGUAA